UCCAAUACAUAUUUAUUCAGUUAUUUGAGGUUUAUACGUGAGGUAUUUAUACUUACACUAAUAGUGAACACUGGCUCAUAUUCACGAUUGCUCACCCGGGGCGUGGAACAUGUUUCAAUAUUAGAAAUAUGGUUCGAAUAUGUACAAAACAAUCAUGGACUACAUUUACUGGGACUUCAUGAUCAUUAAAUCAUCGUUAGUCACAGAUGGUUGGUUUAGUAUCAAAACAAUUGAAUAGUCGGAUAUCAAACAAUCUACUCUGGAAUUAAAGGCCCGUGAAAACGUAAAAGGCGGUCUCAUAAAUUCUGUGUACUUCUGGAGUCCGCCUCUGAUACAUUUACAGCAAUGGAUCAAAUGACACCAAGGAGAUGGAAAAAGCUCCGAUGGUACUGCCUUCUAUUCGGUAUCGCCCUCUUCUGCUAUCAUAGCGUCUUUGGAAGUUCAGACCGGGUGGAUCGGUCAACGUUGAAAUUCAAGAAAGACGAUAGUGGCAGAGCUCCUGUUGAAAAGUGUGUGUCAAAUGCAACAAAAUGGAAAGGCACGGAACACGGUACAAAACACAUCUUAUUUAGUGACAAGUUCUCCCCUGCUUGGGUUGAUGUCAUCCGCCCAUUAGCGGCACAAGGCCAUGCACUUAUAAUAGUCACCAGUCAUAAGAACUAUGACGGAACACAAGAGUAUGACGCAUACCAAGAACUAGACAACCUUAUUAAUAAAGGCCAAUUAACAAUACACACGAAUGAAAACGACCAAACGCUGAAACAGUUGGAUGUAAUUCUUAGGAAAUUAAAUGGGCGACACGAUGUUGUGAUGCACACUAUGGUAGAUAAAGGAACCGAUCCUCUGAAAACAUUGAUGCAAAAUGUGAUUAAAGAUACAUGUGAACGCCAUAUACAAAUGCUUGAGGUCAUCAAAAGGUAUUUGCCAAUCAGCCUUUGGAUACACAUCAAUGCAGUGCCUUCUUUAGAACCAACAGUAACGGAAUAUACACAACCAGAACAAUUUGCUGAUGAAUGCGGUGUCUAUUUAAACUUUAACAAUCUAUCGGAUGUCCUGAUAAAAAGUAUUUUGAUGUAUUCUGAAACAUACAGUCGUUUGUAUGGUCUUCAGGUCAACAAAUCAUAUCUCUAAGUCAUAACUAAUUUAUAAUUUAGUAGCCUGAAAAAAUUGGAUGGUGACGUGUAUUCAUACUAUAAAUGCAAGUCUUAAGUCACGAAAUAACAAGAUAAAUAUUGUUUCAUGCAACGUAACUUGACCAAUAAUAUAGCCUAUUGCUUAAAUCAAAGGUCCUAUUGUAUCCAUUGACAAUGUCAAUUUGACAAUGUCAAUUUGACAAUGUCAAUUUGACAUAUGGAUGGGCUAUUUACAUAAAUUAUUACAGUUCCAUUUUGAUUGCGAUGUUCUAAAACAUUCAAAUAUAAUAAAUAAUGAUAAUGCCAUUGAAGAAAAAAGUCUGUACUGUAUUAAAAAACUUGAAAAAUUUAAGUGUAACUCCCACUCAUCUGUUAAAAUACUCGUGCAUGGUGUAAAUACGUCUAUUUUAAAAAGCUUCCCGUUAAACAGUUAAAGAGUUUAAUAAAUUAAUUAAAAAAUUAAAUAGAUAUAAUUUCUUUGUGGUGCCUUAGAUUUGUUCAUACCUAAUAUAAUAUAUAAAAUUUUACAGGGUGACCAAGAAAAGACAACCUCUAUUUUGGAAUAACUUUGUCAAUAAUGAUGGAAUUGUUUUGUUUUUUCUCGUGUAAAUGCUCCAUGAAACAAACAGUGUUUUCUCAUCACGGUAAACUAUAAACCACUUUGAGUUAUUGCUAGGUUUUUGCCGAGGCAAUGCUCUCGUACUGUUCAAAACUGCGCGUUUUGAAGUUAGUACCGGUAUUACUAGUAUGCGUAAUAA
Molecule: messenger RNA, 1891 nt
Organism: Owenia fusiformis
Lineage: Eukaryota; Metazoa; Annelida; Polychaeta; Sabellida; Oweniidae
Source: the annotation of a GenBank genome assembly